AUGUCAAAGCAAGAGAAAGACAGUGGUAGAGAACUAAAUAAAGGGGUUCAUUUGAAAAGAUCUAUAGGGUACUUUGAUAGUGUGUGUUUUGUGGUUGGGAGCAUUGUAGGAGCUGGGAUUUUUGUAUCUCCUACAGGAGUUCUGGAAUAUUCGCAGCUAAAUGUUGGCGUGGCUCUAUGUAUAUGGGCUGCUUCUGGAGUCUUGAGCAUGAUGUGUUCCCUCUGUUACGCAGAAUUGGGUUCCGCAUUGCCAUAUACUGGAGGGGAAUACUUUCAUAUAAAUCGAGGACUUGGAUCUCUACCAGCUUUCAUCUUUAUCUGGACUCUAACAUUGUUUACAAUGCCUGCAUCCAAUGCAGCCUGUUCCCUAACUUUUGCAGAAUAUGUCACCAAGCCAUUUUAUUCUGUAUGUCCAGUACCAGACCUUCUGAAGAAAAUAAUAGCCAUUGGCAUCCUUUGGGUUCUAGGAAUCAUAAAUACUAUGAGUGUAAAGAUGGCAACUUGGGUGCAGAAUAUAUUUACUGUGCUGAAAAUGAUGGCACUGAGUCUAAUUGUGAUUUCUGGACUUGUACUACUUGUGACAGAUAAAGGCAAUUCAGAAAACUUUAAAGAUGCUUUCAACGGUCAAGUUCCUAAUGCAGCACAAAUUGCAGAGUCAUUCUAUCAAGGUCUUCAUGCAUUUGGGGGCUGGUCCUAUUUGAAUUACCUCGCUGGUAUGUAUACACAUUCUUUUUUUUUAAUUGAGUAUGUAUGAGUGUUUAAGUACUAAAAACACAAGCUAAUGAAACAAACUGCUACAUUGAUUAAAAAUGUUGUCCUUAGUUUAAAAACACUGAGUGUUUGUGCUUUUUUUUGCACGUUAUAGGGCUAUAAAUACAAGUAGGACAUUGCUGUUUCAAAAUAUAUAUUUAAAAAAUGUAUAGUGACAUUGUAACACUGUUAUCUGUCAUAAAUCUCUGAAUCACACCCCACAUGUACAUAUUUUUUUAAAGUAGACAACCCAGGGUAUUCAUUUAAGGAUAUUUUGACACUUUCUAUGCUUUAAUUUUACCACCAAUCUUUGCAAACUUUACAUAGGUAGUUUAUUUGUUUGAUUUUUUUCCCCAUACAUUGCACUUCAGGUAUAAAUUCACAGAUUCUGUUAUGUGUUGCUGCCAAAACACACUAAUAUGUUUUCAACAAUAUCUCCUGAGUACAGUGAUACCACCCAUGUAUAGGUUUGUCGAUUUGGUUGGGGGCUAAAAGGCCACAUUUGGCAGGUGCGCAUAUCCAUUUUCCAACUUGGAAUCUUGAUAUGUAGUCAACCUGCUCCCAUGUCCUAUUUGGGGCAUUUGUGAAGCUGGCCAAUGUAUUUUACCCCCAUCAAACCAUAUAUUUUUGAAAAGUAGACAACCCAGGGUAUUUCAAAUGCUGAAUUUACCACCAGCCUUUGUCAAACUUUUGGGUAGUAAUUUUUUGUGUGUUUUUUUUUCACACACAUUGUACUUUAGGCAUGAAUUAAUAGAUCCUGUUAUGUGUCACUGCCAAACUACAACCCAAAAUGUGUUCAGCAACAUCUCCUGAGUACAGCAGUGAUACCACCCAUGCAUAGGUUUGCUGGGUUGUUUGGGGGCUAAAGGGCCACGAUCGAGACUUGUGCAUGUUUUUUUUUCACCUUGAUAUUUAUUUAUUUAUUUAUAAAAUAUUUUACCAGGAAAGAUACAUUGAGAUUUCUCUCGUUUUCAAGUAUGUCCUGGGUCCACAAAUCAUUGCAUUGUUACAUUAGGUACAACAAAAUACAAAAACAAUAUUAAUGCACAAUAUAUACAAAAUUUAACAUAGAACAGGCAGGAAAUAUAUAAUCAACCAUAUAUAUAGGUAUGCUUGGCCUAUCUUCAAUUUGGUGUAUUUUUGCAUCCCCCAGUCAAGGUUACUAUCAUGAAAGUAUUUAAUUUUAUAAAGUAGAGACAUGCCAGGGUAUUGUAUAUAGGGUGUUUUAACUUCAUUCCCCUAACCAUUGUGCUAAGAAAAUUUCAGAGAAAGUGCAUGGUGGUAAUUUUUGAAUCCUGCUUUUUGAUUUUAGCCACCUGGUUAUAUGUUGCUGCCGGAAAACACUCCAGUUUGUUUUCUGCAAAGUCCCCUGAGUACGCCUAUGUUCCCCAUGCAUUGGUUUGCCACGAUUUUACAGUAACAAAUUUUGGACUUGCCAUUUUGGCUGAAUAUAGUUUGCUUGCUUUGCUAGGCACAUGUUGAGUGUGGUUCAUUUUUACAUCCCCUAAGUUGAAUUUAUGGUUUGAAAUUAUAUAUUUUUAUAAAGUAGACAUCCAAGGUUAUAGAAAAUGGGGUGUUUUGACUUCUUUCCCCCAACCAUUUUGCCUGAAAAAUUCAGAGAAAGUGUGUGGUGAUAACUUUUGAAUUCUGUUUUUAUGCACAUAUUGCUUUUAGAUUUUGGCCAGCUGGUUAAAAGUUACUGCCAGAAAAUGUUUUAACUUUUUCAAACUUUUGUACAGGUAUCAAAUGCACCUUUAGCAGUAAUCUCUAAACUAACUCCUGCAAAAAGAAUCUAACUGCAUAUUUGGGGGAAGGAAACUAACUGAAAUAUGUUGCUUUCAAAACACACAAAGUAAAAAGAUGAGGAACAAGUAUUAAAAAAAGGUAUAUUAAAAGGUGUAUUCUGUGUGGUGGAGCCUAAAACAAGUUCCAAUACACAGUCCAGGUAUUGAAGGGCAAUCGGGACAGUAAAAGGGGGUGUCUGUCCUUUUCCCUAAUAGACUCGGCAACGUUUCUGGGAUUGGCUUUUUUUUUUCAGUUGGUGUUAUCUUGAAAAUAAAAUGUGUAGCACCAAUUCUGGACUCCUCUAGCACUGUUGUUGGAAUUUGACCACCUUCAUAAAUUAUUGCUGAAAUCAGCUUGAGCUGAAAUUGAAGAAAGGUGAAUUAUGCGUUGCAUAAGAUAGUCACCUUCUUACACCAGGCUUUUGUCUUUCUUAAAAUCAGAUAUGGCUGCAUCAGCUGAUCAGCCAAAUCAACACCCCCCAUGUGCCUGUUAUAAGCCCUAAUGCAAACAGGUUUGGUCUGUACUCUGCCUCGUACAGUGACGUCUGACAUUGUUUCGUAGUGGAUGGUGGUUAGCAUGUUAACAUCCUUCCUGUCCUUAAAUUUUAUUGCUAACACUUCAGCUUUGCACAUAACUUUCACCUUUUAAAAAAAAAAAAAAAAAAAUUGGGCCUGUAUGAGAGGUCUGUGGAAAUCUUUUGCAUUUUUUCGCACAGUGCUGCAGGCCAGUGUCUGCAAACCAUAAAUGUUUGAAACAAACAGACACUGCUAUAGAAAUUGUCCACAUAAAGGUGAUAACCUUUAUUGAACAAGGGGAUCAGUAGGUCCCAAACAAUUUUCCCACUUGCCCCAGAAAGUCAGGACAGCCAGGAGGAUCCAGUUGACAGUCUUUCUUCCUCAUAUACGCGAAAGGCAAAUGUAUAGCCACUUUCACUCUCGCACCUUUUUUUAUAAUUUUACGCCAUAUCCAGAACGCUUUGAGGGGAUGUACUGUUUGAAUCCUAAUCUCUCUUUAUAUUUCAUUAAAGAUUCAUUAUUUGAUAUAUUUUGUUGGGGGGUGUAAAUUUCAGAAAAUUUGUGCUGAAGAUGGUCUACCAGUGGGCGUAUUUUAUAAAGCCUAUCAUAUUGGGGGUGAUCUCUGGGGUGACAGAGGGUAUUGUCAUUAAAGUGUAAAAAGCAGAGCAGCAACUCAUAUCCAUGGUUUGGGAGUACACUGGACUAGAACAGAUAGGGUUGGUGCUCCAGUAAGAGAGAAUUGAUGGCUUGUUUAUAAUCAGCAUAGUAAGAGCCCAGAAUUUUUUCAGUUCAGGGACAUAUGUGGGAUGCCAAGCAUGUUCCCUGACUGCAUAGCUACCCGGAUUGGUAUUAAUAAAUUGGGUAGCAUAUAGAUUAGUCUGGGAAGCAAUCUCCUUCCGGAUGGUAUGCCCUAAGAAAAACUCCAUAUAUUGCAUAGGGGAGAAGUCAUGCACAUUGACAUUAAUACCUGAGUUGGCACUAAAAGGGGGGAUGUUGGCUCAGCUAACUGUGGAGGUACCCACUCCUCUUCGAGAGUCGGCGUAGCAGGGGAAGCACAACUUCUUUUUACAGAUGACGUGUCACUAGACGUGUCAGAAAACGGACCUGGGUCAAAAUCGGUCGCAGUGUCAGUGGCGUCAGCGUCAGAGUCUGACGCCAAGAAGGGCAUAUGCCUCAUCCAAGCUGUACAUACGCUGCAUAUUUCACCAACACACUUCCUAACUAACUACCUAUCUAACUGACUAAACUAACAAAUUACUAACACAAAAUUGUUUUACAUUUUUUUUUUACAGUCUACCUAACCCUAUGCUAAAAUUACUACAACUGACUAAAACCGACUUAAACUGCCUAAUACACAGCUUUUUAACAAAAAAUAACCAAUAAGGGCAAAUAAAUAAAUAAAUACAGACAGUACAAAUGCACAGCUGUAACAGGAUUUGGCAGGAAUCUUUUUUUCUUUUUACAGUAAUACAGUUUGGAACACUUCUGGCAACAAUAUAUCCCGAUCUCUGUCUCUCUCUCUCCCUCUCAAAAUGCUACAGAGGAGAGGGAGAGGGGCAGAGAUCACUGUCAAAGAGACAGCCACUAGAGCAGGGGUUCUCAACCCAGUCCUCAAGGACCCCCAAACUGUCCAUGAUUUAAGGAUGUCCCUGCUGUGUCUAAUGUGUUUUUGGGGGAGUGGGACACUUUAGACACAACAGGGUAAUCCCUAAAUCCUGGAUGGUAGGGGGUCCUUGAGGACUGGAUAGAGAACCCCUGCACUAGAGGCUUUAGAGGCUGGAUUAACCUAUUUAUAAACAUAGCAGUUUCUCUGAAACUGCUAUGUUUAUAAAAAAAAAGGGGUUAACCCUAGCUGGACCAGGUACCCAGACCACUUCAUUAAGCUGAAGUGGUCUGGGUGUCUAUAGUGGUCCUUUAAUGUUUAUUUUUUUCACAGAUGAAGUGAGAAUUGCUAUAAAUUAUCUAAUAGAUAUAUUUGCUACUCUUCCACCUUCCCCCCCCCCUUUUUUCCCCUUAUUCUUACCUGAUCUGUGAGAAAAAUGGUGCAAAAAUGAGCCGUGUGGUGUACUGCUCAAUAUAUACAAAGUAUACAUAUAGCUUGUAGUACACUAAUUGGCCAAUUUUUAUGUUUUUUAAUUUUAUGGUUCAUCUGAAUGUUGUUUAAAAAUUCUAAAUUUCCCCAAACUAUAAAGCACCAUGGACUAAUUCCAAAUCAAUAGAAACAUUGACUGAAUGAGUGAGACAUCGCGUAAGAAAUUGGGUUAACCAGGUUUUUUUUACAGUGCACCAGUUUAAUAAACAUUGUUUAAUUUUUAACAUGCAUGGACAAAUAAAUGAGAGAAAAUAAAUAGUGGAAACCAGUAGAUAAAAGGAUUGGGACGGCCACACUAUUUUUAUUUUCAUAAUAAUACUACCAUACCCUGUAUGUUUAAGUGCAUACAGCAUUACCCACUAAUAAGAUUGUAGAGUGUUAUACUAAUGCACCACUUUUUUAUAUAUAUAUAUAUUAUAGAGUUUCAGAUCGUUUACCACUUUCUCAGCUAUUUCUUCAAGAUUUUAUUAUAUUGUAAUAUGUUAUGUCUGCAUUAGUUGCUUCUCCCUGUGAUUUAAGGGAUUUAAGAAAGAUCCCAAGUAAGUUAUGGUCUAUAUCAGGGAUAGGCAACCUUCGGCACUCCAGAUGUUGUGGACUACAUCCCCCAUAAUGCUCUUACACCCAUAAUGCUGGCAAAGAAUCAUGGGAGGUGUAGUCCAAAACAUCUGGAGUGCCGAAGGUUGCCUAUGCCUGGUCUAUAUGGAUAUAUCUUUUUGGGAAAUAUGAGACUGUGUGUUUAACAGCCAAUGAGUUGGUUAUGGCUUCUGAAUAGCUAACAACUGAGCUGCAAGACUGCAGGGGCAUAAUUCAUGCACCAAAACCACUUUAUUAAGUUGAGGGGGGAUUUUGGUGCUUAGACUUAGUAUAUUUGUGAUUGGAUGUACAUGAUGUAUACAUCUUUUAGCACAUGUUGUAUUAAGUGGUUAUUAUAUCUUAAAGUACCUCUCACGGAACUUGUAGAAUGUUAAUGGAAAAAUAAUUUUCUAUUACUCGAAAACAGUAUUAGAUUUGCAUUGAUUCUUUUUUGUUUUCCAGAGGAGAUAAAACAACCAAGCAAGAACAUUCCCCGCACAGUAUUCACGUCCAUAACUGCAGUGAUUGUGUUCUAUCUGCUGGUCAACAUCUCAUAUCUAACCGUGCUCUCACCCAGGGAGAUUGUAUCUUCAGGUAUUGGUGCUAACAAUGAGCUACUUUCACUUCCUUUUGCCUUUUCUUUGAUUUCAUUAACUGCAUACUUUACACUAAAUUCAAUAAGUGCCAUAAAGAGCCACGCUGCUGUUAAAAAGGAGCUACACUUGGAAGUUAGUUUAACCCCUUCAGGAACGGACUGUUUUGGCCAUGUUGUAUGUUAAGGACCAGGGUUGUUUUAACACUUUUGUGGUGUUUGUGUUUAGCUGUAAUUUUCCUCUCUCUCAUUUACUGUUCCCAUACAAUUUAUAUAUAUAUAUAUAUAUAUAUAAAAGGGCUUUCUUUAAAUACCAUUAUUUCUAUCAUGUCAUAUAAUUUAAUUUAAUUUAAAAAAAAAGGUGAAAAAUUUAAAAAAAUUAAUUUUUUUUACUUUUACUUGAAAAAUCUUUUACUCAUCUACAAAAGCUAAUGAAAAAAACUGCUAAAUAGAUUCAAAAUUUUGUCCUGAGUUUAAAAACACCAGUGUUUACAUGCUUUUUUGCUUUUUUUUGCAUGUUAUAGGGCUAUAAGUACAAGUAGGAUAUUGCUGUAACGUAUCAAUAGUGACAUUGUAACACUGUUAUCUGUCAUAAAUCUCUGAAAAACACCCCACAUGUACAUAUUUUUUUUAAAGUAGGCAACCCAGGGUAUUCAAUAUGGGGUAUAUCCAGUCGUUUUUAGUAGCCACUUAGUCACAAACACUGGCCAAAGUUAGGUUAGCAUUUAUAUUUGUUUGUGUGUUAAAAUUGCAAAAAACAAUUAUGAACGCUACCUUUGGCCAGUGUUUGUGGCUACUAAAAAAGGCUGAACAUAUCCCAUUUGAAAUACCUUGGGUUGUCUUCUUUUGCAAAUGGUAUGCCAUCAUGGGGGUAAUUCCCAUUCCUGGGCUACCAUACGCUCUCAAAGGCAACAUAACCAACCUGGCAAUUUUCAAUGUAAAAAUAUUUGACCCUUAUAUUUGACCCUGUAACUUUCAAAAACACAAAAACACUUUAAAACCUGUACAUGGGGGGGUACUGUUAUGAUCGGGAGACUUUGCUGAACACAAAUAUUAGUGUUUCAAAACAGUAAAACGUAUCACAACAAUUAUAUCAUCAGUGAAAGUGCCGUUUGUGUGUGAAAAAUGCAAAAAAAGUCACUUUCACUGACUUUCACUGACAAUAUCAUUGCUGUGAUAUGUUUUACUGUUUUGAAACACUAAUAUUUGUGUUCAGCAAAGUCUCCCGAGUAAAACAGUACCCCCCAUGUACAGGUUUUAGGGUGUCAUAGAAAGUACAGGGUUAAAUACAGUUCUAGCAAAUGAAAUUCUAUGGACUUUCUGCCAGGGUUGUCAGGCAGGUCCCUCAAAUUGCAAUUAAUAAAAUUACUUGAUUAUGUAAAAAUAUUACAUAAAUACACAUGUAGAAUUUAAAUAUAUAUGCAUAUUUAUAUAUUUGAAGUCUCUGUGUAUAUUUAUGAAAUUAUUUAUGUAAUUAUGUAUAUGGUUUUAUAUAUAUAUAUAUAUAUAUAUAUAUAUAUAUUUUGUAUACAUAGAUGUAUAUAUAAUUUCAUUCCAAGUGUAUUUUCAUAUAAAUAUAUAUAUAUUAAUAUCAAAAUACAGUUAGAAUAAAAUUUCAUAUAUAUAUAUAUACUUUAAAAAAAAAAAUUUACAUUAUUUUUACAUUUUGAAAUUUAUUCAAAUGUACUUAUUAUUUGUAUUUUAUAAUAAAAUAUAUAUAUAUAUAUAUAUAUAUAUAUAUAUAUAUAUAUAUAUAUAAUAUACAAUAUGUAGUUAGAUACAUGGACACCUAUUGUGACCAUCAUGUGUCUUAAUUUGUCUUAAUUUGCUGCAGGGAGACUGCCUGGGCUGUCAGGCAGUCUCCCCACACCGGGAGCAACGUCAGCGGUCGGAAAGGGGUUAAAGAUCCAUAUGUUUACUACAGGGCUCACAGGCUGACUUCUAAGUGUAAUUCAGCUUUGUCCUUUUUACAUAGAAACAUAGAAUGUGACAGCAGAUAAGAACCAUUCGGCCCAUCUAGUCUGCCCAAUUUUCUAAAUACUUUCGUUAGUCCCUAGCCUUAUCUUAUAGUUAGGAUAGCCUUAUGCCUAUCCCACGCAUGCUUAAACUCCUUUACUGUGUUACUUUUUGCCCACCAAGUGCAAUUUUACAUGAUGCUGGCAAGAUAGUAUAUUUCUGUAAUUAUAACUGCAAACUGCCACAUUUUGUUACUGUUAUUUUGCUAUAGAAGGUAAAAAUAUAAAAAAAUUAAUGGUGGAGUUUGUAUUACCCCAGCUGGAACUCAAGCUGGAACUCAAGCAAGCACCAUAUAGCAUUAAACCUUUCAGUGCUGCAGUGGAGUGGAGUUAUCUCCCCUGUAGCUUUGAAAAUGAGAAAGGAAAAGCCAACUACUAAAUGUCUUUGUCACACCCUCAUGUAAUUACAGAGAAACAACAAUAGCUUUCUAUUGCAAUGAAACAGGCAAAUACAUACAUAAAAGUGUGUGUGUGUCUGUGCGUGCGUGUGUGUGUGUGUGCGCAUGUGUGUGUUACUGAAUCCUAAGAAAACUGGGCAGGGUGACUGACAAGUGACCCUCACCAUUUACUCCUCCAUACACUUUCGGAGGGGGGGUGGGGGGGAAAUGGUUUAAUAGGACCGGUGCUUAUUUUUUGAUGAACAAAAGACUUCUCCUGUAAUAUGUAAAUAAUUGUCUAGUAACAUGUAUAGUAUAUAUAGAGUACUUGCUUAUCAGAGCACUGAGAUUGGUGGGAUACGAAGUCUGAAUAUUGAAAGCAAAAAGGCCUAUAUAAGGCAAAAUAAAUAAAUAGAUACAUAAAGUAAUAGAUUAAAUAAAUAAUGAUAAUAAUUCGAAAAUUAGGGCAAUAUAGCAAAAUGUGUAUCCAAUGCACAAUGCAUGGAAAUUAAAUAAAAUAUAUGUUAUAGUGAAAGCAAACAAAAUUAACAAUAAAAUAAAUGUUGCGUAAACUAUGUACAUAAACAUAAAAGGAAAAAUUGAAUCAGUUGAUAUGCAAAAGUGCAUAAAUCUAAACUGUGCAUAAUAAUAACAAAAUUACAAAAAGGGUUUUAAUAAUACCCUAGAGAGAAGACCACAUAAUCUUUGGCCAGAGUAAAGCCCAAGAUUAAGCAUUAUCAGCUAAAUUAGAAAGAAUUCCAAUGAAAAAACAAAUAGAAACAUGCAUGAAAGGUGCCUGGAUAGAGUACACUAAAUCUUUGUGAUAAAAAGAGAGAAAAGCAGACUCAGUCGGUCCUAUAAGAUAUAGUUUUGAUGAUAUGCACAAUUAGGAAUAUUAGGAACCACUGUUCAUCUGACAGGGAUAGUGCUGGUGCAGUUAUUUGGCUCUAGGUUGGUGAAUGUAGUAAUUUUGUAAACAUGCAUUUAAUAGUGUGGAGAGCCAGAUAAAAGAUGUCCCAUAAACACAAUAACAGUGGAGCUUAAAGGGACACUAUAGCCACUAGAACAAUUACAACUUAUUGAAUUUGUUCUGGUAAGUAGAAUCAUUACCUUCAGGCUUUUUGCUGUAAACACUGUCUUUUCAGAGAAAAAUCAGUGUUUACAUUACAGCCUAUGGAUAACUUCACUGGCCACUCCUCAGAUAGCUGUUAGAGAUCCUUCCUGGGUCAUGGCUGCCUAAAAUGCAUCCAAACAUUCAGUGUCUCCACCCUCUGCAUGCAGACACUGAACUUUCCUCACAGAGAUGCAUUGAUUCAAUUCAUCUCUAUGAGGAGAUGCUGAUUGGCCAGGGCUGUGUUUGAAUUCUUCUGGCUCUACCCCUGAUCUGCCUCUUUGUCAGUCUCAGCCAAUCCUAUUGGGAAGCAUUGUGAUUGGAUCAGACAACCACUUCUGCUCAUGUCAGCAGGCAGUGGGCAGGUCUAAAGGAAACAGGGACAAAGCCAGCAGCUUCAGGCUUGAAUACAAGUAAUAUUUUGCUAUAUUUAGGGAGGCAUGAGGGGAACGGGGGGGGGAGGGGCUAGAUGGUGGUUUUAACCCUGUUUGUGUUCCUGACCCUAUAGUGCUCCUUUAAUAGGAGAUAAAACCCAUAUUAUCCAAUGGAUUAAUUCAGGGCAAGGUUUAUGUAAAGACAUUUGUGACCAUAAAUAGAAUCUUAAUUUUUUAGAUUAGUGGGUUUUUUUCCCCUAAUUUUUAUUAUUUUAUUUAGUUGUUUAGGGUUAUUAUUGAAUCUUCACUCAAUACUUUAAUAGGUAAGUAUAAUUUUUUUCAUAUUUGUUUUAUUUUUUUUAGAAUAUUUGGGCUCAUAUUUAUUACUAUUACUGUAAGUAGGAUAGUUAUGUUUUACUGUAUCUAGGAUCUUUCAUGGCCAGCAGAUUGGGCAUCCCCUGGCCUUUGAGAUAUAUAUAUAAAAGAAUUCCUUGAGGAGAACAUGGUUAUCAGCAAAAAUCAGCACGGUUUUAUGAAGCACAGGUCAUGUCAAACUAUCUUGAUUGCGUUCUACGAAGAAGAGAUCAGAGUGUUGCAGUGGAUGUGAUCUAUUUGGAUUUUGCCAAGGCAUUUGAUACAGUUCCACACAAUAGAUUAGUGUUCAAACUCAAGGAAAUCGGUCUAGAUGAAAAUGCUUGUUCUUGGGUAGAACAUUGGCUUAAAAACAGAUUACAAAGAGUUGUCAUUAAUGGUAAAUUUUCAAGCUGGACAGAGGUGGCAAGUGGUGUCCCUCAGGAGUCUGUUCUGGGAUCCCUUCUAUUUAACAUGUUUAUAAAUUAUCUUGAAGACAGCAUUGAAAGUCAUGUUUCAGUGUUUGCAGAUGACACAAAACUCUGUACAAUAAUACAAUGUGAGCAAGAUAUUACUUUGCUGCAGAAGGAUUUAGAUAGACUGGGGGACUGAGCACUCAAAUGGCAGAUGAAAUUUAUUGUUGAAAAAUGCAAAGUUAUGCACUUCGGCGUAAAGAAUACACAAGCAACGAAUACCCUUAAUGGAAGCGAAUUAGGGAUAACAACAGACAAAAAGGACUUGGGAAUUGUUAUAGACAACAAACUAUGCAACAAUGUGCAAUGUCAAUCAGCAGUGGCCAAGGCCAGUAAGGUAUUGUCAUGCAUGAAAAAGGGCAUUCAUUCUCAGGACAAGAAUAUCAUUUUGCCUCUUUAUAAAUCACUGGUAAGACCACAUAUUGAAUAUGCUGUGCAAGUUUGGGCACCUGUUCUAAAGAAGGAUAUUAUGGCACUAGAAAAAGUACAGGGGCGGGCUACAAAAUUAAUAAAAGCAAUGGAACAUAUCAGCUAUGAAGAAAGGUUAACAAAUUUAAACCUAUUUAGUUUAGAAAAACAUUGCCUGAGAGGGAUUAUGAUAACAUUAUACAAAUAUAUUCGGGGCCAAUACAAACCAUUGUGUGGAAAUCUAUUCACAAACCGGACUUUACAUAGGACAUGAAAUCAUGCGUUUAGACUGGAAGAAAAAAGAUUUCAUCUAAGGCAAAGGAACAGUUUUUUUACUGUAAGAACAAUAAGGAUGUUGAAUUCUCUGCCUGAAGAAGUGGUUUUAUCAGAGUCCAUACAGAUGUUCAAACAGCUACUAGAUGCAUACUUGCAAAAACAGAAUAUUCAAGGAUAUAAUCUUUCAAUGUAGGGUAAUAAGUGCUUGAUCCAAGGAUUAAUCUGACUGCCAUUCUGGGGUCAAGAAGGAAUUUUUUCCUAGCUUGUUGCAAAAUUGGAAGCGCUUCAAACUGGGGUUUUUUUGCCUUCUUUUGGAUCAACAGCAAAAAACAAAUGUGAGGAAGGCUGAACUUGGACGCAAGUCUCUUUUCAGCUAUGUAACUAUAUAUAUAUAUUCCAUUCUGAAACAGUGCUUUAAAUAUUAAUCCCUCAUGGGCCAGGUAAUUGGGCAUCCCUUGGUCCUCAUCAUAUCAUCAGAGUCAGGAAACUGUCUAUUAUCUGGCCCUCUUAACACAUACAUGGCAGGGGGCAGAUGAACCUCUGGCCCCUGUGAAAAGAUUACCACCACUCAAGAGCCCACCAAGUAAAGGAAUGGGUAUGAGACCACUCCUUAGAUCCCUACCUGUUUUAUUGUAGAGACCAUCAACUUGCUCUGUGUAAAUAAGCUGAUUGUGUCUUUCAAAUUACAUUUUGGGGUAUCACAGACCAUAGCAUGUAUUAAUUUCAGUGCUUGAAAUUAUAAGUUAUAUGCUACUCGACUGGCCAAAAAGUUAAUUGCCUCUUCAACUCUGGAGGGUCAAUGGCACACAAACCAGUGUUAAAUUUUUAUUUUCCAGAAAUGCAUUUGCACUCACCUUGGGCUAGUGGGGAAAUAGACAUUUUGAGCCCUAUUAAGCAACAGAAAAAGCAAAUGUUGUGGCAUUGGAAGUGUUAAUUAAAUUACUGGUGUUGCUCUUCUAGUGAGACCUUACACUCUAGGUAUGCAUGAAAAGCAAAUGGUGUUGUGGUUUCUGUGGGUCCGAAUCUUUUAAUUAUUGGUGUCACUACAAAGUUACACCAAUUCAUUCAUAGCGUUUUUGGUGUAAUUGUACAACAAUGUCAAUGUUUGAAAUACCAGGCUCUAGUAAACCAUUGUGUUUAUGUUGUUCAACAAGAUGUCAGGUUCAAGAGUCUCCAUAAAAAUAAUAGUUUGUAUUCUGAUUUUGUUAGCUUUAUAGCAGUCAACUUUACAUUCCAUGAUUGCAGCUGGAAAAGCAAAAAUAUCUGAGUGACUUUACAUGAGCCAAAUAGUGAUGGCUAGACAACUGGAUCAGAUCGUCUACAAAAUGCCAAGUCUUGUGGAAUGCUCCCGGUGUGCAGUGAUUAGUACCUAGCAAAAUUGGUUCAAAGAAGGGAAGCCUGUGAACUGGUAUCAGGGUCAUGGGCACCCAAGUUUUAUUGAUGCACUUGGGAGCAAAGUCUAACCAGUCUUGUCCAAUCACACAGAGAAGGUACUGUAGCUCAAACUGCUGAUAAACUUAACCCCUUCAGGACGGGUGACGGACGAGGUCCGUCACACAGGGGAGACCCUUAACGACGGGUGACGGACCUCGUCCGUCACACGGUAAAAUUAACCCCGGAUCGCCGCUAUCGCGGCGAUCGCGGGGUUAAUGGUGCUCCCGGUAUGCCUCUGCAUUGGAGGCAUACCGGGAGCACCCGGUCAAGCUGCCCAGCACAUGUGCUCGCUCUGACCACAAGUCGGAGCGAGCACAUGUGCUCAGUAUACUCACCUACCGGCUCCCUGCACUUCCGGGUUCUGUGUGAAGUGCAGGGAGCCGGAUCAGUGCUGAUCCUGCCCCCUGCUGGAAAAAAAAAUAAAGUUUAUUUAAAGUCCCCCUUACCCAUUUUAAUAAAAAAUUAACCCCUUCCCUGCCAAUUGAUCACUGACUACAGUGAUCAAUUGGCAGGGAUUACAUUUUACUAUGAUCUGAUUUUUUUUUUAACCCCUGAGGGUUAAUUCUUUUUUUUUGUAACCCUCAGGGGUUAAAUUAAUUAAAUUAAUUAAUUCAAUUAUUUUUUCAUUAUAUAUUUAGAUAGCUGGGGUGGGUGGAAGUUAGUGGGGAAUUGGGGGAUCUGGCGUUAGGCUAACUAGGGGUUAACGUUAAAAGUUUUAAAAGAAACUUUAAAAAGUUAAAAAUUAAGCUUAAAAAAAUGUUUUAAUAACAUUUAAGUAAAAAAAAAAAAAAACACACUUUACCUAGUCCAAAUAAAAAUUAACCCCUUCCCUGCCAGUCGAUCACUGCCUACAGCGAUCAAAUAGAGAUCACAGUAUUAUACUGUGAUCUAAUUUUUUUUAACCCCUGAGGAUUAACUUUUAUUUAUUUUUUUAACCCUCAGGGGUUCAAUUUAUUUAAUUAAUUAAUUUAAAUAUUUUAUAACUAUAUAUUUUGCUAGCUGGGGUGGGUGGGAGUUAUGGGAAAAUGGGGAAUUUACUGUUAGUGCUGCGUACUGCUAGUUAGGGGUUAACGGUAAAAAAAAAAGCUUAGAAAAAUGUUAAAUCUGUAAAAAAGUUUUAAGAAAGUUUAGGAAAGUUUAAAAAAAAUUUAUAAGCAAAACAAAAGUUUAAAAACUAGUUUUUAAAAGUAAAAAAGUUAUAAAAAGUAAAAAAAUACAUUUUAAAAACGCUCAUUACCACUACACCUGGAACAAACUAGAGAAAAAAUUAUCCCACGCCAAGGUUCAAAAUAUGCCUUUUGAAUUACCCCAGGGUGUAUUCUUUAAUAAAUAGUAUGUGUUUGUGGGGAAGUUUCAAUAACCAACCGUCUAAACUACUCCAAAUUGGAACAUGGACACAGCGUAAAACUUCAAAGUUAGAAAAAAACUGAAUGGCUGCGUCUCAAAUGCGCCCCUUCAACAUCCACAUAUACCUGGCAAAGGUACAUACGGGGGUAUUGCUGUACUCAGCCGACAUAGCUGAGCAACAUAUGAAGUAUUAUACAGUCAUAGCACACAUAAGGUUUGCAAAAUAUGCUGCGCAAACUCACUUUGUAUGUCAAAAAGGCAGAAAAAAUGCUUAUUACCACUACACUUGGUACAAGCUAGCGGAAAAAUGAUCCCACGCUAAGGUUCAAAAUAUGCCUUUUGAAAUACCCUGGGAUGUCUUCUUUAAGAAAUGGUAUGGCUUUAUGGGGAAUUUGGAUUAUAUAGCCUGGUAAAAUACUCUAAAAUGGGACAUAGGCACAGCAUAAAAAUUCAAAGUUUGAAAAAAACUGGAAUGGCUGUGUCCCAAAUGUGCCCCUCCGAUGUCCACACAUACCUGGCAAAGGUACAUACGGGGGUAUUGCUGUACUCAGCCGACAUAGCUGAGCAACAUAUGAAGUAUUAUACAGUCGUAGCACACAUAAGGUUUGCAAAAUAUACUGUGCAAACUCACUUUGUAUGUCAAAAAGGCAGAAAAAACGCUUAUUACCACUACAUCUGGUACAAGCUAGCGGAAAAAUGAUCCCACGCUAAGGUUCAAACUAUACCUUUUGAAACACCCUGGGGUGUCUACUUUAAGAAAUGGUAGGCCUUUGUGGGGUAGUUUGAAUUUAAAACCUGCGAAGAUGCUUGGAAAUUGCACAUAGGCCCAGCGUCAAAAUUCAAAGUUUGGUAAAAACGGAUAUGGCUUGGUCUCCUAUAUGGCACUGUAGCUUCACGAAAUAGUGCCAAAGACAUUCAUAUGGGGUGUCAUUUUACUCAGAAGACUUAGCUGAGCAUAAUUUGGGGGGUUUGAACUUAGUGGCACAUAUGAAAUAUACAAAACGCCCAGCAAAAAUGCAAUCCGUAUGUAAAAAAUGCACAAAAUUAUUUUUUACCACAUACUUUGGCAUAUAUUGGUGAAAAAAUGGGGGCAUGUUAAGGCACAAUAUGCACCUUAUAAGAUACCCUGGAGUGUCUACUUUUACAAAUGGUAGGCCUUUGUGGGGGGUUUUGAACAGCCAAACUGUUAUAAUACCCCAAAAUGGAAGCUAAGGCUCAUUAAAUCCAUCUCUCAAAAUUCUACUGUGAAUACUGAAAAGGACAGGUAUCCUGUAUGGCACUGUAACUUCACGAAAUAGUGCAAAAGACAUACAAUGGGGGUGUCAUUUUACUCAGCAGAUGUAACUAAACACAAAAUAAAACUUUGUACAGGAAUAGCACACACCAAUUUUACAAAAUAUACACGAGAAUUUCUCUGUUAUAAGUUUGUGUGCCAAAAACCAAAAAGAACACAAUUUUACUCCAAUAUUUAGCAGAGGUUGGCGGUGAAAUGGCUACGUAGAAAGUGUCAAAACAACCUUAGGUAAAUAGCCCGUGAUGUCUACUUUAUAUAAAUAUAUACUUUUGUGUGGCAAUUUUGUUUUCUUUUAUGGCUAUUAAGCUUACAAGACAAACAUACCAAAUUCUAAAAUCACUCCACAUUAAAAGUUUAUUUUACUCCUUGUGCUUUGUGACCUGUAACUACCAAAAAAAACUUAAAAUCCCAGACACAUUAUAUAUUCUGUAAAUCAGAACAAAUAAAUAAAUUUAUUUUUAAUUACUUUCCUUAACCUGCACUAAUUAUGCACACAUUAUUAUUGCAAAAACUGUAAAAAAAAACAAUAUUUUUCAUUUUUUUUGCAUUUUUCUGUAUUUUUUUUAUAAUAAGUAAGCAUUUAUAUAUAUAUAUAUAUAUAUGUUAUAUCAAAUUAAAGCCCUUUCUGUCCUUUAAAAAACAGUAUAUAAUAUGUGUCGGUGCAAUAAAUGAGAGAGAUGCAAAUUGCAGUUGAACGCAAACAGCAAGAAAAUGCAAAAAUUGCUUGUGUCAUUAAGCGUAAGUCAAGCUUCUGAAGCUGUGUCCUUAAGGGGUUAAUGCUGGCUGUGAUAGAAUUUUUUUUUUUUUAAUUAAAAUAAGUAGUAGACUGGAUCCAAAGGGUAUAGGAAACACCCCUUGAUAAUAUAUAAAUAGUUAUAUAUCAAGGAAAUAUCCGCACUCCUAUAUACAAUAAAAAAUACAUUUUAUUAUAUGAUCAAUAAUAAAACAUGUUCCAAAGUGAUCUAUAUACACCCAUAGAGAAGCAAUAAUCAAACAGUUGAUAUACAAACAAUUCAUUACAUUAGUAUAAAUUAUUAUGCAUAUUUCAUAUUUAUAUAGUACACCAAACUAAGGAGAAUGAAAAAUAAAUGAUAAGCUGUAACAAAAGCUUAGAUCAAAAAAGAAAAACAAGUCUGUUAAUUGCUGUAUAAAUAUUUACCUAAUUAGUGAAAGGAGGACAGAAUAACCAUCCAAUGUUUCAGCGCAGGAGGUAUUUGUCAAGAGUGAGACAAAAAUAAAUUCUACAGUUUGGGGGGUGGUGGUGCCAAAAUGCAUUUCUGCCCCGGUGCUAUGAAACAUAAGGAAGCCUCUUGUAAGGACAUAUUUAAAACCAUCAUGUUUAACCUUUUAUACAUCUCUAUUUCUGCUGUGCCAAAAAGGAAGCAGAAAACCCAAUCUGAUGGGGUUUCCAGUUUUGCCACACAGAAGGAAAGAAAUCCCCUUUGACUCCAAAGUCUUGAUUUCUUUUACUGUAAAAAAACAUGUCCUCUGCUGAAAUCUCCUUUCUUCCAGUCUCAAUUUCAGAUCUCUUGUCAAUUGUACAAUCCUGUUAAUGAACAAAAAGUGAUACAUGGUUUCUAAUUGUAAAAGUCAUGUACUUGUAAUAAAAAUGAUGCAUUUCACGGUAAUUACUCACAUGGAGAUGUUAUGUAAUUGCAGCUGCAGUUUCGGUAACAUGGGCUGGUAGAACAAUUCCAACAGCGGCCUGGAUUAUUCCCGUGUCUGUUGCGGUCUCAAUAUUUGGUUCCCUCAACGGUAGCAUGUUUAUGUCAGGAAGACUAAACUAUGCUGGAAGCAAGGAGGGUCACCUGCCAUCCAUCAUAUCCAUGCUUCAUGUGCAUUAUUUGACCCCAGCACCAGCCAUGAUCAUCUCAACAAUUAUUGCAUCUAUUUUCAUCAUCCCUUCUCACCUCCUCUCUUUAACAAACUACUUUGCAUUUUGUUCCUGGCUUUUGGUUGGCCUGACUACCAUGAGUCUAAUUGUUCUACGUUAUCGUGAGCCUAAUCUUCACAGGCCGUACAAGGUAGGAUAUUUAAUUAUCACAUGUUUUCUUUAAAUUUUUUAUUGGCUAUAAUUGCUAUAUUUACUUGCAAUAAAGUUUAAUAGUGUAGCGAUUUAAGGGAAGAUCUUAAAACUAAUAAAUUAUUAUGUAUAUUAUGUUCACUUCACAGUUUACCUUAAUUAAACCCAACUAGAUGUGUCUAAGAAGAUUUACAAACUCUUUCAAAGAUAGCAAUAUAUAAGCAAAAUAUUUUGUGCUCCAAUGAGGAAUAUUCUAGCCUUGGUGAAAAAAUAAUCUAAAUUUUAUUAAAGACAGGAGAUUAAUACUUGCAUAUACCUUCUUUACUAACACCUCCAGCAGCAAAAAAAACAGCUAACAUAGUAAAAAAAACAACCAAUCAAAAUCUGGAAAGGCAAACACAAUCCUCAUCUGGACCCUCCCACUUCCUCUGUCUCCGAUGAGGUCAGUCAGAGAGUUGAACAACUGAACAUCAACUAAGGAGUCAAACACAUGACAACAGGAACUGAAACACUGUCACAACAACACAAAACAGUCACAUAAACCAGUAUUAGACUGUACAAACAAUUAAAUCAUAACACAACCCCCUAAGUAAACUAUAAUAACAAUCCACAUAAUAUGAAUAAGCAAGUCUAGAAAUAAGGGUAAGAAACCGAAGAAGAAUUAGAUUUGUUCUGCCGAGAAACUGUAAAGAACACCUCUGCCAGAGAAAACAAACAAAAAAAAAUCUACAACAAAGGCCCUAAUAUCAGACACCCAUUGUAAAGAAGUCAGACACAGGAAAAUGACCAGUUUAGAGGAAAGCUGGUGGAAUGACAGCAGGUCAUUAUCUGGCCACCUCUCCAAAAAUUGAAGGACCAAAGAGAUGUCCAAAAAUGAGGAAUAAUGAGUUGGGGAGGUUUGGCCAGUCAAAUCCUGCAAAGCAAUCUACAGAAUGUAGGGUCCUUCCUCACUCCAGAUCCCUGGGGGGGUGGGGGUGGAACAUGGACUGUGGGGACAGCCAAAGGAAAAAUAUUUGUCAUCCUGUAAGACUUUCCCGGUGAGAAAAGAGGGGAGGAAAUCCAAGAUGGUCAUGAUAGGGGCAGUUAAGGGAUCCAAACCAUUUUCCAAACAUGAGCUAUGCCACAUUCCCAAUGCCUGAUGAUAGAUCUUUCUGGUGCCCGGAGACCUGUUGUCGACCAGCACAUUCCACAAUCCCUGGAAAUACUCCAGGCCACCAGGGACAGACAGCCCUGAGAAACCAACGGAUACGCAGCCUUGUCUGGAUUCAUCAGGAGAUUAGGUGAGUGCGGAAGGACCAGGGGAUCAUCACAGGACAACUCCAGCCGGAAGCACCAUGGCUGAGCCGGAUCAUCGCAGCUUGAUGUUUCAGCAGAUUUAGAGUUCGUAGAAUCAUCGAGAAUGGGAAAAUGUGUACACCCCCAAAGUGGACAUUCCUGAAGAAAAGCAUCCACCGCAAGGCACAGGGGAUCUGAAAGCCAGCUGAAGAAUAGAUCUUUCUGCUUAUUGGCUCUGGAGGUGAACAGAUUCAGAUGAAGAGGACCCCACCAACAAUCAAAGAGAUGGAAUAUCACGCCAAUGAUGGGGGAAACACCAAUGCUUCGGUCUCUGUGACUCUGUCCUCUCAUGGUUUUCCUCUUAUCUCUCUUAAUGCUCAUUCAGUGUCUCCUUUUCCAAGGAUACCUCCUACCCUCGUCCUGUCUCGGUUGACGUUCCCUAAGGCUUUGUCCUUGGUCCCCUUCUAUUUUCUCUUUAUACUGCCUCUCUUGGCAAACUUAUUGCCUCUUUUGGAUUCCACUACCACCUGUAUGCUGAUGACACUCAGAUAUACCUCUCCUUCCUGGACUUCUCCCCUGCCGUCUUGCAACGUGUCACUGCUUGCCUUUCUUCCAUCGCUGACUGGAUGGCUUUCUGAAACUCAAUCUCUCUAAAACUGAACUCCUUGUCUUACCUCCUCCUAAUACUGAUCCUCCUCUCUCGCUCUCCUUUCAAGUCAUUGAUAUCCACAUAAGCCCAUCCUUGCAAGCACGCUGUCUUAGCAUCAUACUUGACUCUGGCCUCACCUUUGAGCCUCACAUCCAGUUUGUUGCCAAAUCCUGUAGAUACCAACUUAAAAACAUAGCCCACAUCCGCCCCUUUCUUACGUAAGAUGCUGCCAAGGAGCUUGUCCAUGCUCUAGUAAUUUCCUGCAUGGAUUAUUGUAACCCUCUCCUGAUCUUCCCAAAAGCCAUAUUGCCCCACUACAUUCUGUAAUGAAUGCCGCCGCCAGACUUUCUUUCCUCUCUAGUCGGUCCUCUCACACCUCACCCCUCUGCCAGUCCUUACAUUGGCUCCCUGUAUCCUAUAGGUGUCAAUUCAAAGUGCUAACCCAUACAUUUAAAGCACUGAACAACUCUAGCCACUCUUAUAUCGCUUCACAGAUCCAAAGGUAUACCCCUCCUUGUUCCCUCCGCUCUGUCCGUGACCACCUCCUGACUACUGCUCGCACCAGUAUGGCCUAUAGUGUUAAAACCACCGUCUAGUCCCUUCUUACUUGUAUUCAAGUCUGCAACUGCUGCCUCUGCCCCUUAUCUGCCUGCUUACAGCUGGCAUAAUCAGAAGUGACUCUGUGAGACAAUCACAAUGCUUUCCCAUAGAAUUGGCUGAGACUGUCAAAGAGGCAGAUCAGGGGCAGAGCCAGCACAAGUCAAACACAACCCUGGCCAAAGCUGUGGAUGUCAACAAUUACAUUCAUUUAAAGAGUCACCUUGGCUGAGGAAUGUGUCAAGAGCUCUGUUUUUGAUGAUACGUAGAAACUGUAUAGAUGUUGCCACGUUCCGCACACAUGCGAUGAAAUUAAAAAGACAAUUUGAGGAAAAAUGUUAUAAAGCAUAAAUGUUAGACAGAACUAUGGAGGAAGUGGCUGACCUUGAUCGUAGCUCCCUUCUGACAUAUAAACCAAAAAAUGAAAAGAGAGAAGAGAUACCUUUGAUAUGUCAUUAUAACCAAAAUAGUCAACAAAUUAAACACAUUUUAAAUAGAUUCUGGCCUCUCUUAAAAAAUGAUCCUGCACUUUAUGAAAUUCCUCUAGAGAAACUGUUGGGAAUAAUAUACUUUGCCUACAGGGAGUGCAGAAUUAUUAGGCAAGUUGUAUUUUUGAGGAUUAAUUUUAUUAUUGAACAACAACCAUGUUCUCAAUGAACCCAAAAAACUCAUUAAUAUCAAAGCUGAAUAUUUUUGGAAGUAGUUUUUAGUUUGUUUUUAGUUUUAGCUAUGUUAGGGGGAUAUCUGUGUGUGCAGGUGACUAUUACUGUGCAUAAUUAUUAGGCAACUUAACAAAAAACAAAUAUAUACCCAUUUCAAUUAUUUAUUAUUACCAGUGAAACCAAUAUAACAUCUCAACAUUCACAAAUAUACAUUUCUGACAUUCAAAAACAAAACAAAAACAAAUCAGUGACCAAUAUAGCCACCUUUCUUUGCAAGGACACUCAAAAGCCUGCCAUCCAUGGAUUCUGUCAGUGUUUUGAUCUGUUCACCAUCAACAUUGCGUGCAGCAGCAACCACAGCCUCCCAGACACUGUUCAGAGAGGUGUACUGUUUUCCCUCCUUGUAAAUCUCACAUUUGAUGAUGGACCACAGGUUCUCAAUGGGGUUCAGAUCAGGUGAACAAGGAGGCCAUGUCAUUAGAUUUUCUUCUUUUAUACCCUUUCUUGCCAGCCACGCUGUGGAGUACUUGGACGCGUGUGAUGGAGCAUUGUCCUGCAUGAAAAUCAUGUUUUUCUUGAAGGAUGCAGACUUCUUCCUGUACCACUGCUUGAAGAAGGUGUCUUCCAGGAACUGGCAGUAGGACUGGGAGUUGAGCUUGACUCCAUCCUCAACCCAAAAAGGCCCCACAAGCUCAUCUUUGAUGAUACCAGCCCAAACCAGUACUCCACCUCCACCUUGCUGGCGUCUGAGUGGGACUGGAGCUCUCUGCCCUUUACCAAUCCAGCCACGGGCCCAUCCAUCUGGCCCAUCAAGACUCACUCUCAUUUCAUCAGUCCAUAAAACCUUAGAAAAAUCAGUCUUGAGAUAUUUCUUGGCCCAGUCUUGGCGUUUCAGCUUGUGUGUCUUGUUCAGUGGUGGUCGUCUUUCAGCCUUUCUUACCUUGGCCAUGUCUCUGAGUAUUGCACACCUUGUGCUUUUGGGCACUCCAGUGAUGUUGCAGCUCUGAAAUAUGGCCAAACUGGUGGCAAGUGGCAUCGUGGCAGCUGCACGCUUGACUUUUCUCAGUUCAUGGGCAGUUAUUUUGCGCCUUGGUUUUUCCACACGCUUCUUGCGACCCUGUUGACUAUUUUGAAUGAAACGCUUGAUUGUUCGAUGAUCACGCUUCAGAAGCUUUGCAAUUUUAAGAGUGCUGCAUCCCUCUGCAAGAUAUCUCACUAUUUUUGACUUUUCUGAGCCUGUCAAGUCCUUCUUUUGACCCAUUUUGCCAAAGGAAAGGAAGUUGCCUAAUAAUUAUGCACACCUGAUAUAGGGUGUUGAUGUCAUUAGACCACACCCCUUCUCAUUACAGAGAUGCACAUCACCUAAUAUGCUUAAUUGGUAGUAGGCUUUCGAGCCUAUACAGCUUGGAGUAAGACAACAUGCAUAAAGAGGAUGAUGUGGUCAAAAUACUCAUUUGCCUAAUAAUUCUGCACUCCCUGUAUAUACAAUGCUUAUUGACCCAAGGCUCAAGCUACAGAUGACCGGAUGUCUACAGAUGUCCAGUCUGUUUAAAAUUGGCUAACUUGGAGCAUGUCAACUUUUGGGAAUAAUACACUUUGUCUACAUACAAUGCUUAGUGAAUAUACCCCUAGACAAGAGGUAUAGAACAUAAUGUAACAAGUGUUAGUGUUAUUUCCUGUGUGUUUCUGCCAUUGGCCUUGUUAUUCUUUGAUCAUAACUGCUUAGAAUUAAAAGAUAUUAACUACACAGUUCUAAAAGCAGUUCUAAUUACACAUUACUAAGUGCGUAGUUAUAUUGAAACGUAGCUUUGUGCAAGGCCUGAACAUGAAGAUACACCUGCAAGCUAGCUAUAGGUUAAGAUGUUAAGAUAAGAUAGAUGGUUUUGUUAGGAUUGGAUAAUGCUUAUAAGACCACCCCUGUUUCCUCUUGAAUAUAACCUGUUACACAGCUCAUUAAAUAUUAGAAGUCACCUUGAACCUUACAUUGUCUUGUCUCAUUCAUUGGGGCUCCUCACUAGCUGGUUUGGGGACAAGGAGAAAUACAGAGUUCCAAAUUGAUUAAAAGUCCAUGGCAUGACAUAAAGGAAAAUUCCUGACGCAGGAAAUCUUCACUCUUGCUCUUGCAAUCUACAUUAUGUAGGAAGGACCAAACGCCUUUUACAUGUGCGCAUCAAUGAACACAUCAGAAACAUUAAAAAUGGUUUAGAAAAUAAUAGCCUAUUAGCUCAUUUUAAUAAAGUACACAAUAGGGAUCUUAGGUUUCUAUAUUUUAAGGCAAUCCAGAAAGUUCAUUUUAAUUUGAGAGGAGAGGAUAAUAUUGGGAAAUUAGGAAGGAUGGAGAUGAGGUGGAUCUAUGUUUUAAACAUUCUAAGUCCUUACGGACAAAAUGCUGACUUCGAGUUAUAUCAUUUUUUAUGAGAGGUUUUAUUUGGAGAACGAACACCUCAUAAUAUAAAAAACUUUUUUCUAGUAUAAACAUAUAUCUACCUCAAUCACCAUUUUAAGUUUUAUUUCAUCUUAUUUUAUUUUUUGGGUAUAUUUUAUAUAUGAAUUUGUAUAUGUGUAUACACUUUAAAUGAGUGAAGAUUUAUAAGAUUUUUCAGAAAAUAGAGUUCUUUGGAUAGAACCUGGUCUCUGAAAUUCUCUCCUUUAAGUGUGGAAAACUUGAUUGCGGUACCUUUAAUACGUGGACAAAAGAUCCCAAGAAAAGGCUCUAUACUAUGUGAGUUCCUCAAAACGGUAUUUGGUUUAGAUUAUCCAGCAAGACAAUAUUACCUUAUUGUGUUUUUCUCUUUAUUUUUCAUAUAUGGUACACCCCCUCCAAUUUGUUUGAAGGGGUAAGUGCCCGUAUCUACCACUUUUGUAGCGCUGCAUUCUAACUCUCACUCUUACUGUUGGGUUGGUGGAUUGUAUCACCUCAACAUGAGGAGUAUUGUAUAUAUAUUUGACAUAUCUAGAACUGUAGCCACAUUAAUUAAAUAUAUACACAUUAAUAUUAGUUAUUUAUUAUAUAUAGUAUAUAUAUUUCUCUCUCUUAAUAUAUAAAAACAUACAACAAAAAAACAAUAAGAAUAAAAAUAAUCUGUUAGUAUACUCUGAUUCACAAGUAUACUAACGACAAGGGGGUUUUCACAACAAGGGGUUUUUCUUUAAAUACAAACUAACGUUUGUCUUUUUUGUCUGUUCCAGGUCUUCCUUCCAAUUGCAUAUGGAGUUGUGGCAGCGGCUUUAUUUUUAGUGAUUGCUCCAAUCGUACAAAGUCCAAAAGUUGAAUAUUUCUAUGCUUUGCUGUUUAUGUUGAGCAGCCUGAUUGUGUAUUUUCCGUUUGUAUAUUUCAAGUUCCGUCUACCCUACUUUGAUAAGAUCACAUGCUUUUUACAGCUUUUCCUUGAAGUGUCACCUACUGAUAUAUAUGAAGACUCUAAAGAUCAGUAA
This is a messenger RNA of Pelobates cultripes (western spadefoot toad), 24407 nucleotides long. Lineage: Eukaryota; Metazoa; Chordata; Amphibia; Anura; Pelobatidae. The record is from the annotation of a GenBank genome assembly.